AUGUUAUCAAUUCUAAAACGUGUUAUUUCCAUAACAGGUCGACAAAUUCAACUUGUUCCUCAUCAGCAAGUUACUGCUGAUGUUAGUUAUAUCAAUUCAUCCUCAUUAUUAUAUCAACGUUAUUUACGUUGUCAAUUUUUUUCAACUGAUGUUCAAUCGGACGCGCAAUCCUCAUCUCAAUCGCAACGUCAAACUGGUAUUGUUAGUAAAUUUUUUACUGAGAAAGGUUUUGGUUUCAUUACAAAAUCAAAUGGAUUAGAUAUAUUCGUUCAUUAUAAAAAUAUAAAUCGACCAGGGUUUCGAUCAUUAGAUGAAGGACAAAGUGUUGAAUUCGAUAUUGUAAUGGGACAAAAAGGAGAAGAAGCAAGAGAUGUCACAAUUAUUUCUGAAUCCAGUCUUCCAGACCAACAAAAACGAUCACUGUUUUCUGAACGUGUUGGCAGAAGAAGUACAAGAUCCAGUAUAAGAAAUGAAGUAGAAAUGGGUUCGAGUUCUGAACAAAGUGUUUCACAAGGUCGUCUUCUUGGUACCGUGAGACGUUUUUCAAAAGAGAAAGGUUUUGGUUUCAUACUUAAAUCCGAUGGUACCGAAGUUUUUGUUCAUUUUUCCAAUAUUAAUCGACCUGGUUUCAAAACAUUAGAAGAAAAACAAGAAGUUGAAUUUGAAGUUGUAGAAGGGCCAAAAGGUUUAGAAGCAAGAAAUGUUACCAUACGAGAAUAG
Molecule: messenger RNA, 720 nt
Organism: Didymodactylos carnosus
Lineage: Eukaryota; Metazoa; Rotifera; Eurotatoria; Philodinida; Philodinidae
Source: the annotation of a GenBank genome assembly